Mya arenaria is the source of this 9495-nucleotide messenger RNA. RefSeq names its product sushi, von Willebrand factor type A, EGF and pentraxin domain-containing protein 1-like. The record is from RefSeq and is a predicted model, not a curated record. NCBI's taxonomy places the organism in Eukaryota, Metazoa, Mollusca, Bivalvia, Myida, Myidae. Bases 1 to 9159 code for a protein of 3052 amino acids. The transcript has 47 exons.
AUGAUUGGAGAAAUAUACACCGUGUGCAAUGCUGACGGAAACUGGAGUUCCAUUCCCACCUGCUUGAGAGAUUGUGGCAGCCCAAAGCCAGAAAAUGGCCAAUCAAGCACACCAACUGGCACAACACUGGGUGAAGCUGCCACCAUAUCUUGCAAUGAAGGCUACACCGUCAGUGGUUCAAUUUACAUCAUCUGCAAUGAUGCCGGCUGGAAUGACACAACAAACUGCACAAUUCAAGAAUGCGACGACCCAUCUCCAAUAAAUGGCCUCGCUUCGUUACCGUCUGGUAAAACCUAUGAUAACACUGCCGUUAUUUCCUGUAAUGAUGGAUACAAGCUUGUUGGAAAUGAGCUGAUAGUGUGCAUAGACGGGCCAAAGUGGAGUUCCAGCCCAACAUGCGUAAAAGAUUGCGGAGACCCGUCGCCAAUGAAUGGUGUAGCAACGUUUAACUCUGGAACAACAUUAAAUCAGACGGCAUCAGUCACGUGCAAUACUGGCUACAACCUCACUGGACCAGAUUCUCUUACAUGUACAUCUGAUGGUUGGGAUGCAAAUGUAACAUGUACCAUUCAAGAUUGCGGCCAACUGUCGGUGCCAAAUGGUUUCGUGGAGGCUCCAGGAGGAACCGAAUAUGAAAAAUACGCAUUUGUCAUCUGCAAUGUCGGAUACCAGCUGGCCGGUAGCAUGUUCAUAAUAUGCCAGAACGGGCCGUCAUGGAGCGAUAUUCCAACAUGCGAUAUCAAGGAUUGCGGAGAUCCUACACCAGUGAAUGGGAGCGUCUCCGAUUCUACUACAACAUAUGGUGCAAAUGUUACUGUAACUUGUGAUAACGGAUAUGACCUAUCCGCCUCAGCGGAAAUAACAUGUCAGGCUGACGGUACCUGGAAUGACAUUCCGACGUGUGUGGAAAAUGACUGCGGACGCUUAUCAAUUGCUAAUGCAAACGUUACCGUAUCUGAUGGAACAUUGCUGGGAGCAUCUGCUACAGUCGCCUGCAACGAUGGAUACACGUUAAAUGGACAAACCCAAUCAGUGUGUCUUUCGACUGGUUGGGAUCCAGUGGCAUCUUGUGACAUAAUAGAUUGUUUUGAUGUAUCCAUUGAACAUGGUACCGCUUCUUUUACGACUGGAACGACGUAUGGAGGACUCGCAUUUAUUUCAUGCGAUUUUGGUUACGUAAUGAUUGGAGAAAUAUACACCGUGUGCAAUGCUGACGGAAACUGGAGUUCCAUUCCCACCUGCUUGAGAGAUUGUGGCAGCCCAAAGCCAGAAAAUGGCCAGUCAAGCACACCAACUGGCACAACAUUGGGUGAAGCUGCCACCAUAUCUUGCAAUGAAGGCUACACCGUCAGUGGUUCAAUUUACAUCAUCUGCAAUGAUGCCGGCUGGAAUGACACAACAAACUGCACAAUUCAAGAAUGCGACGACCCAUCUCCAAUAAAUGGCCUCGCUUCGUUACCGUCUGGUAAAACCUAUGAUAACACUGCUGUUAUUUCCUGUAAUGAUGGAUACAAGCUUGUUGGAAAUGAGCUGAUAGUGUGCAUAGACGGGCCAAAGUGGAGUUCCAGCCCAACAUGCGUAAAAGAUUGCGGAGACCCGUCGCCAAUGAAUGGUGUAGCAACGUUUAACUCUGGAACAACAUUAAAUCAGACGGCAUCAGUCACGUGCAAUACUGGCUACAACCUCACUGGACCAGAUUCUCUUACAUGUACAUCUGAUGGUUGGGAUGCAAAUGUAACAUGUACCAUUCAAGAUUGCGGCCAACUGUCGGUGCCAAAUGGUUUCGUGGACGCUCCAGGAGGAACCGAAUAUGAAAAAUACGCAUUUGUCAUCUGCAAUGUCGGAUACCAGCUGGCCGGUAGCAUGUUCAUAAUAUGCCAGAACGGGCCGUCAUGGAGCGAUAUUCCAACAUGCGAUAUCAAGGAUUGCGGAGAUCCUACACCAGUGAAUGGGAGCGUCUCCGAUUCUACUACAACAUAUGGUGCAAAUGUUACUGUAACUUGUGAUAACGGAUAUGACCUAUCCGCCUCAGCGGAAAUAACAUGUCAGGCUGACGGUACCUGGAAUGACAUUCCGACGUGUGUGGAAAAUGACUGCGGACGCUUAUCAAUUGCUAAUGCAAACGUUACCGUAUCUGAUGGAACAUUGCUGGGAGCAUCUGCUACAGUCGCCUGCAACGAUGGAUACACGUUAAAUGGACAAACCCAAUCAGUGUGUCUUUCGACUGGUUGGGAUCCAGUGGCAUCUUGUGACAUUAUAGAUUGUUUUGAUGUAUCCAUUGAACAUGGUACCGCUUCUUUAACGACUGGAACGACGUAUGGAGGACUCGCAUUCAUUUCAUGCGAUUUUGGUUAUGUAAUGAUUGGAGAAAUAUACACCGUGUGCAAUGCUGACGGAAACUGGAGUUCCAUUCCCACCUGCUUGAGAGAUUGUGGCAGCCCGAAGCCAGAAAAUGGCCAAUCAAGCACACCAACUGGCACAACACUGGGUGAAGCUGCCACCAUAUCUUGCAAUGAAGGCUACACCGUCAGUGGUUCAAUUUACAUCAUCUGCAAUGAUGCCGGCUGGAAUGACACAACAAACUGCACAAUUCAAGAAUGCGACGACCCAUCUCCAAUAAAUGGCCUCGCUUCGUUACCGUCUGGUAAAACCUAUGAUAACACUGCCGUUAUUUCCUGUAAUGAUGGAUACAAGCUUGUUGGAAAUGAGCUGAUAGUGUGCAUAGACGGGCCAAAGUGGAGUUCCAGCCCAACAUGCGUAAAAGAUUGCGGAGACCCGUCGCCAAUGAAUGGUGUAGCAACGUUUAACUCUGGAACAACAUUAAAUCAGACGGCAUCAGUCACGUGCAAUACUGGCUACAACCUCACUGGACCAGAUUCUCUUACAUGUACAUCUGAUGGUUGGGAUGCAAAUGUAACAUGUACCAUUCAAGAUUGCGGCCAACUGUCGGUGCCAAAUGGUUUCGUGGAGGCUCCAGGAGGAACCGAAUAUGAAAAAUACGCAUUUGUCAUCUGCAAUGUCGGAUACCAGCUGGCCGGUAGCAUGUUCAUAAUAUGCCAGAACGGGCCGUCAUGGAGCGAUAUUCCAACAUGCGAUAUCAAGGAUUGCGGAGAUCCUACACCAGUGAAUGGGAGCGUCUCCGAUUCUACUACAACAUAUGGUGCAAAUGUUACUGUAACUUGUGAUAACGGAUAUGACCUAUCCGCCUCAGCGGAAAUAACAUGUCAGGCUGACGGUACCUGGAAUGACAUUCCGACGUGUGUGGAAAAUGACUGCGGACGCUUAUCAAUUGCUAAUGCAAACGUUACCGUAUCCGAUGGAACAUUGCUGGGAGCAUCUGCUACAGUCGCCUGCAACGAUGGAUACACGUUAAAUGGACAAACCCAAUCAGUGUGUCUUUCGACUGGUUGGGAUCCAGUGGCAUCUUGUGACAUUAUAGAUUGUUUUGAUGUAUCCAUUGAACAUGGUACCGCUUCUUUAACGACUGGAACGACGUAUGGAGGACUCGCAUUCAUUUCAUGCGAUUUUGGUUACGUAAUGAUUGGAGAAAUAUACACCGUGUGCAAUGCUGACGGAAACUGGAGUUCCAUUCCCACCUGCUUGAGAGAUUGUGGCAGCCCGAAGCCAGAAAAUGGCCAAUCAAGCACACCAACUGGCACAACAUUGGGUGAAGCUGCCACCAUAUCUUGCAAUGAAGGCUACACCGUCAGUGGUUCAAUUUACAUCAUCUGCAAUGAUGCCGGCUGGAAUGACACAACAAACUGCACAAUUCAAGAAUGCGACGACCCAUCUCCAAUAAAUGGCCUCGCUUCGUUACCGUCUGGUAAAACCUAUGAUAACACUGCUGUUAUUUCCUGUAAUGAUGGAUACAAGCUUGUUGGAAAUGAGCUGAUAGUGUGCAUAGACGGGCCAAAGUGGAGUUCCAGCCCAACAUGCGUAAAAGAUUGCGGAGACCCGUCGCCAAUGAAUGGUGUAGCAACGUUUAACUCUGGAACAACAUUAAAUCAGACGGCAUCAGUCACGUGCAAUACUGGCUACAACCUCACUGGACCAGAUUCUCUUACAUGUACAUCUGAUGGUUGGGAUGCAAAUGUAACAUGUACCAUUCAAGAUUGCGGCCAACUGUCGGUGCCAAAUGGUUUCGUGGAGGCUCCAGGAGGAACCGAAUAUGAAAAAUACGCAUUUGUCAUCUGCAAUGUCGGAUACCAGCUGGCCGGUAGCAUGUUCAUAAUAUGCCAGAACGGGCCGUCAUGGAGCGAUAUUCCAACAUGCGAUAUCAAGGAUUGCGGAGAUCCUACACCAGUGAAUGGGAGCGUCUCCGAUUCUACUACAACAUAUGGUGCAAAUGUUACUGUAACUUGUGAUAACGGAUAUGACCUAUCCGCCUCAGCGGAAAUAACAUGUCAGGCUGACGGUACCUGGAAUGACAUUCCGACGUGUGUGGAAAAUGACUGCGGACGCUUAUCAAUUGCUAAUGCAAACGUUACCGUAUCCGAUGGAACAUUGCUGGGAGCAUCUGCUACAGUCGCCUGCAACGAUGGAUACACGUUAAAUGGACAAACCCAAUCAGUGUGUCUUUCGACUGGUUGGGAUCCAGUGGCAUCUUGUGACAUUAUAGAUUGUUAUUAUGUAUCCAUUGAACAUGGUACCGCUUCUUUAACGACUGGAACGACGUAUGGAGGACUCGCAUUCAUUUCAUGCGAUUUUGGUUACGUAAUGAUUGGAGAAAUAUACACCGUGUGCAAUGCUGACGGAAACUGGAGUUCCAUUCCCACCUGUUUGAGAGAUUGUGGCAGUCCGAAGCCUGAAAAUGGCCAAUCAAGCACACCAACUGGCACAACACUGGGUGAAGCUGCCACCAUAUCUUGCAAUGAAGGCUACACCGUCAGUGGUUCAAUCUACAUCAUCUGCAAUGAUGCCGGCUGGAAUGACACAACAAACUGCACAAUUCAAGAAUGCGACGACCCAUCUCCAAUAAAUGGCCUCGCUUCGUUACCGUCUGGUAAAACCUAUGAUAACACUGCCGUUAUUUCCUGUAAUGAUGGAUACAAGCUUGUUGGAAAUGAGCUGAUAGUGUGCAUAGACGGGCCAAAGUGGAGUUCCAGCCCAACAUGCGUAAAAGACUGUGGAGACCCAUCUCCUGAAAAUGGUGAUGCUUUGACAUCUGGUGGAACGAUAUACGGACAAACGGCGACGUUGGCUUGCAAUUCGGGAUACGACAUAAGCGGUGCCUCGGUUUUAAUAUGUGAGCUUGAUGGCUGGAAUGACACGGCAACAUGCACCAUCCAAGAAUGUUCCGACCCGUCGCCGCAAAAUGGUACGGCUCUUUAUCCAAAGGGAAAGUCGUUCGGAGAAGUAGCAUAUGUAUCCUGUGACGAUGGCUACAUUUUACAAGGCGACGAACAACUAACAUGCCUAGCUGGUCCAUUGUGGAAUACGAUUCCGGAAUGUUUAAAAGAUUGCGGUGACCCUGCACCUGUGAACGGCUUUGUCAUGGAUUUUACUGGAACAACAUUCGGCCAGACAGCAACCGUCGGUUGCAAUUCAGGAUACAACAUUAGCGGACCGUCAUCUUUAACAUGUUCUCAUAAUGGAUGGAGCGACGCUCCAACAUGCGAUUUACAAGAUUGUGGUUCACUCGUCAUCGCAAAUGGAACAGUGGAGUCGCCUAGAGGUUCGAAAUACGGGGAAGUUGCAAUUGUUUCUUGUGACGUCGGUUUCGAAAGAAGUGGAAGUUCGUUCAUUACAUGCGGCAAUGGUCCUUACUGGAGCGAUAUUCCCGAUUGUACAAUCAAGGAUUGUGGCGACUUCAACAUUCUGCUUGGACAUGUGAACAGUUCUGAAACAGUAUAUGGUUCUGUUCUCGCCGUUACUUGCGACACAGGACAUGUCAUUUCGGGACCGUCUGUAGUAAGCUGUACAGCUGAUGGCUCCUGGAGCUAUUCUCCAACAUGUUCCCCUGACGACUGUGGACAGCUAUCAAUACCGAAUGCAAAUGUGAGCAUACCAUAUGGGACAGUGUAUGGGGCAAACGCCACGAUAUAUUGUCAUGAAGGAUUCGAUUUGGAUGGCCCUCCUUAUUUGGAGUGUUUGCUAUCAGGAUGGAGCGCAAGUUCUUCCUGUUUAAUUCAAGACUGCGGUAACCCAUCCCCCGCCAAUGGAAUAGCUGAGCUACCAAAAGGCAGUACAUAUGAUGAAAUAGCGAUCAUAUCAUGCUACGAGGGAUACAAAUUGAUUGGACAUUCACAUAUUGUGUGCACUGAUGGCCCAUCAUGGAGUUCGUUGCCUACAUGUCUAAGAGACUGUGGAGACCCAACGCCCCUCAACGGCUUUGCGGACACUUCACUCGGCACUACUGAAAACCUGACAGCGACAAUAACAUGCAAUCCGGGAUACAACAUCAGUGGACCGUCCGUUAUCACCUGUCAAGAUAGUGGUUGGGAUACUCUCCCGACUUGUGUUAUUCAAGACUGUGGUGACCCGUCACCCGCUAACGGGUCCGCAAAUAACCCGAAAGGCACUACAUACGGCGAGGUUGCACUGAUAGUUUGUGAUGAAGGCUUUGUUAUCAAUGGUCAGACAUUGAUUACUUGUAAUCCAGGAUCAACAUGGAGUUCAUACCCGAAAUGUGUUUCUAUUGAUUGUGAUGACCCCGCGCCUGUUCACGGACAGUCGGACACGCCCGAAGGAACGACGCUAGGCUCUGUGGCAGGUGUCAGCUGUGAUACUGGUUAUGACCUGAUCGGAGAUACCAUCAUCACCUGUGAACUAGGACCAACUUGGAGUGUGGUUCCCCAAUGCAUUAGAAACUGUGGGACACCUUCAAUUCAAUUGGGAACGGUAACACCAGUGAACGGGACAUUAUUUCAAGCAGUAGCGAACGUUUUGUGCAAUGUUGGCUACGAAAAUUCAGGCAUUGACACACAGUUCACGUGCGAACACGAUGGAUGGACAGGCAACGCAAAAUGUGAAAUAUUAGACUGCGGAAAUCCGACACCAUCCAAUGGCACAUCAACUCUUCCGGACGGAACGGAAUACGGGGCAAUAGCAAUUAUAAACUGUGAUGAGGGAUUUCGAUUGCUAGGGGAUACGUUGAUCAAAUGUCUUGCUACUGGUGAAUGGAGCGAGGCACCGACUUGUGUAACGACUUCAACCUCUCCUGAAUCUUCAACAGCAUCACCUGAAACGCAAACCCAGACGGAUUCAACAUUCAACUUCGAGACUACUUUAAUAUUUGGACUGAUACUUGGCCUUUUCGUGCUAAUCACCGUCAUCAUAGCCGCUGUGUGCUGGUAUACCAAGCGGUGUAAACAGAGCAAGGGAGAGCCUGAACGGAUCAACGAGAAUGAGUUUGCCGGGCACGAACCCCAUGGUGAUUGGUCGGAUGACGAUGAUUUCUAUCCACCCGACCUUCUUACCCAUCCACCACCAAACAGCCGUGAAGCUCUGCCACCAAUGUUUUUUUCCCACAAAAGCAACGUCAACGUCGUCCCGCCUAUGACAAAGAAGUCAGUUCCUGAUGAUGUGAAGGCUGCUGCUGGAACGGGUUCGCAGCAUCCGACUCCAUCUAAGAUAUUUGGAAAGCGGAAAGGUUUGCCUCCAGUUCCUUCUGAUGUUCGACAAAUGCAUGACAACUUUGCGCCUUUACCGGGAGGAAAUGUCUCGCCCAUCGAGCGCAUGCCUAUUACUGGUGAAAUUAAUGCUCCUGUGGAUGAAAUUGAGGAACCCAACCGAACGAAUAAACCUCUGGAGGUUAACACUCUCAGUACUGAUUUAGAGCGCGGUGAUUCGUCUGUAAUAUUAACCACUGCGAGCGUUGAAACACAGCGAUUUGUCCGUGAGAACAAUCCAAAAACUACUCCAAUAAAGCAGGCAGGGGCUAAGCCAUCUGAAAAAGUUAAAACAGCAAGGAAAAAUCUACAGACCUCGACCAAACCCAAGAAUAUCAUUAAAACUGCAACAAAAGUGGCAAUUCCUACUAAAGUAAAGGCUCAAAAAAAGACUGAUGUGGAUAAGUCUACAAAAAAGAAUGAGCCUAGAGACACAAUCAUUGAUAUAGAAGGAAGCGAAAAACCGCAUCUUGCAGCGUCAAUAGUAAUUCCAGCCAAUGAUGUACAUAAUGAACAUUUUCCGUCCGGAACACCUCCCCUUUCACCAAAACCACCCACGCCGUUAUCUGAUCCUCCUGUGAACAACCAGACUCCAGUAUUUACAAAGUGUGACACACCCGAGACAAUCGUUUCUCAUCUGCAAAAUACACCUGACGAAAGCAUUAAACUGACUGAUGGUGCCGAUGCCUUUUAUGAUCUUGAUACGAGCAAGGUUAAACGCGUGAACUCCGCUAGAAGUAAGCUUAGUAUUUCACCGUCGAUUCUGAAACAGGCAGACGACAAACCGCCGAUCGCGCCUUCACUCCAAAUAUCAACACCUACACCGGUGUCUACACCUACACCUAUACAAAAGGUUGGUGAUAAGAAACACCUAAGAGUUCCCACUCCCGAAGCAUCUGGUCUGAAUGAUGCGCCGAGAAUUCAAACACAGAUUGAACGAAUCGGCUUGUCGCGAACAGCGAGCAUCUCUUCAAAAGCCCCCCAGACAAUGCCAUCCGUCGAGAAUGUUUUGCUGGUUGAACCGACAUCGUCGUCAAACUCGGACAAGGGUCCUGAUUCAGACAAUUAUCCUGAAAGUAAAGAUGAGAGCAAGGAUAAUUACUCCUACUCUGAUACUUUCUCUUCUUCAACCGACAUUGAGAUGGCUGCACCUAAACCUAAGAAGAACUUUUUGUUUGAAGAACCUGAUCCUUUCAAGAGUAUUCCGGUUAAGCAUGACACAUCAAGGCUUUUGCAACAUGACCAUGUGAUGGAUAAAAUCUCACCGGAAAGGACUCCGAAAUCCUCCAAGUCCACUGCUGGUCCUCGUCGGACAGAAGCGUCCUCGCGAUUACUGACUUCGUCCUAUGGACCUAGAACCGAAUCUGUAAAGGUCUACAAUCCUGGCACUGAGAAGAAAACGAAGGAGAGUUCUAAAACCAAAGAAAAGAAAAAGCUGGAGAAUGAACUAAGGAAGGCAGAAACAAAGCGGAAGAGAAACGUUAGAAUGAACGCGAUGUCAACCGUGUACGGGAAAACGCAUAAGGUUGAAAAACCUCCAAAACACUAGUCUAUAAACGACUUUUGAAAUUGACUUUUUAAUAAUGCCAUUAUUGAUUUUGAAUUGUGUUACGAUAUUCGAAACACAGUAAUAUGGGUUUUCUUGUUAAUUAUGUCCUAUAUAUAUAUUUGUAUGUGUGUUGACCUUUGCCGUCCGAUUUAAUAUUAUUAACGCUAUCUCUGUUCAAUCCGUCCAUAUAUAUUUAUAUCAAAACCGAAUAAUUAUACAUUGUGAUAUAUAUUUUGUUAUAAAUGACCGAUCGAUAAAUAAUUUGCAUCUUGAACUAAUUAGAAAUGUGAUAUUUUCAAAUGCAUUUUCUACCUUUUGUGCUUAACUCUUUUUACU